This is a messenger RNA of Pezoporus flaviventris, 6259 nucleotides long. RefSeq names its product carbamoyl-phosphate synthase 1 (gene CPS1). The coding region runs from base 148 to 4647 and encodes 1499 amino acids. The record is from RefSeq and is a predicted model, not a curated record. NCBI's taxonomy places the organism in Eukaryota, Metazoa, Chordata, Aves, Psittaciformes, Psittacidae. Gene Ontology annotation, cellular component: carbamoyl-phosphate synthase complex; cytoplasm. Gene Ontology annotation, biological process: L-arginine biosynthetic process; 'de novo' pyrimidine nucleobase biosynthetic process; L-glutamine metabolic process. The transcript is spliced from 39 exons. Gene Ontology annotation, molecular function: ATP binding; metal ion binding; carbamoyl-phosphate synthase (glutamine-hydrolyzing) activity.
AAUUAUCCUGCCUGUUGCCAAGCAGUUUCGUUUCAGUAUGUUGUUUUCUAAAUGGUUAUGGUCAGUUGGACCUGCUGCUGCCCAGGAUAAAUCCAAAGUACCUGUGACUGUCACCCAGAGCUCAGCUGCCCAUCAGCAACUUUCAAGAUGACAAGAAUUUUGACAGCUUGCAAAGUGGUGAAGACUUUGAAAGGCAGAUGGGAGUUUUGCAAUUUGUCUGCUGAUCACUGGAGUUUCUCAAGGGCUGCUACGAGGUUGUUGAGCAUCAAGGUAACAACUGCGAACUUGGUGCUGGAAGAUGGGAUGAAGAUGAAGGGCUAUUCUUUUGGCUAUCCAUCCUCCACAGCAGGGGAAGUUGUAUUCAACACUGGUCUUUCUGGAUACACCGAAGCCUUGACAGAUCCCAGCUACAAAGGACAGAUUCUUACACUAGCUAACCCCAUAGUUGGGAAUGGUGGCGUGCCUGACACAGCUGCUUUGGAUGAAAUGGGUCUCAGGAAGUUCCUGGAGUCUGAUGGGAUCAAGGUUUCAGGUUUGCUGGUGCUGGAUUACAGCCAUGAGUACAGCCACUGGCAGGCUGCUAGGAGCCUUGGAGAGUGGUUGCAGGAAGAAAAGGUGCCUGCACUGUAUGGGAUUGAUACCAGAAUGCUGUCGAAAUUAAUUCGUGACAAGGGCACGUUACUUGGGAAGAUUGAAUUUGAAGGUCAACCCGUGGAAUUUGCAGAUCCAAAUAAUCAGAACUUAAUUGCAGAAGUUUCAACAAAGGAAGUGAAGGUUUAUGGCAGAGGGAAUCCAAUUAAAGUUGUAGCUGUCGACUGUGGGCUGAAGUACAAUAUUAUCCGCCUGCUAGUAAAGCGAGGUGCAGAAGUGCAUUUGGUUCCAUGGGACCAUGAUUUCACCAGCAUGGAGUAUGAUGGGCUCAUAAUUUCUGGAGGUCCAGGAGAUCCCAUGAAGGCCCAGGAGGUGAUUCAGAAUGUCAGAAAGGUCCUGGAGAGCAAUCGUCCACAGCCUUUGUUUGGAAUUAGCAUGGGGAAUCUAAUCACUGCGAUAGCAGCCGGAGCUACUUCCUACAAGAUGCAGAUGGCCAACAGAGGACAGAACCAGCCUGUCCUGAAUGCAGUGAAUGGACAGGCUGUCAUCACUGCUCAGAAUCAUGGUUAUGCUAUUGACAGCUCUACCCUCCCACCUGGCUGGAAACCUCUCUUUGUGAAUGCCAACGAUCAAACGAAUGAGGGAAUUAUGCAUGAGACCAGACCGAUUUUCACAGCACAGUUCUACCCAGAUGCAAAUCCUGGGCCAAGGGACACAGAGUUCCUAUUUGAUUCAUUUAUUGCACUGAUUAAGAGAGGGAAAAGCUCAGUUUCCUCGGUCCUGCCCAAAGCUGGAGUGACAGCUUCCAGAGUGGAGGUCUCCAAAGUGCUCAUUCUAGGAUCCGGGGGUCUGUCAAUUGGUCAAGCAGGGGAAUUUGAUUACUCUGGAUCCCAGGCUGUGAAAGCCAUGAAGGAAGAAAAUGUGAAAACUGUCCUCAUGAAUCCCAAUAUUGCUUCAGUGCAGACCAAUGAGACUGGCUUAAAGCAGGCUGAUGCUGUCUACUUCCUCCCCAUCACUCCACAGUUUGUCACAGAAGUCAUCAAAGCAGAGCGUCCUGAUGGAUUAAUUCUGGGCAUGGGUGGCCAGACUGCUCUCAACUGUGGAGUGGAGCUCUUCAAGCAAGGAGUCCUACAGGAGUAUGGUGUGAAGGUCCUAGGUACAUCAGUUGAAUCCAUCAUGGCGACAGAGGAUAGAAAGCUUUUUUGUGAUAAGCUGACUGAGCUAAAUGAAAAGAUUGCUCCUAGCUUUGCAGCGGAAUCGGUUGAAGAUGCUCUGAAGGCAGCUGAAAAGAUUAGUUACCCAGUCAUGAUACGUUCUGCUUAUGCCCUUGGUGGUCUAGGGUCAGGAAUAUGUCCCGAUAAAGAAAGUUUGCUGGACCUUGGUACAAAGGCAUUUGCAAUGACUAACCAAAUUCUGGUGGAAAAAUCAGUUGUUGGCUGGAAGGAGAUAGAGUAUGAAGUUGUGAGAGAUGCUGCUGAUAAUUGUAUUGCUGUCUGCAAUAUGGAGAACAUAGAUGCUAUGGGAGUCCACACAGGAGAUUCUGUUGUAGUGGCUCCAAGCCAGACACUCACUAAUGAGGAAUUUCAGAUGCUGAGGGAUCGUGCCAUCAAAGUCGUCCGGCAUCUGGGCAUUGUGGGAGAGUGUAACAUCCAGUUUGCUCUGCAUCCAACUUCCCUGGAGUACUACAUCAUUGAAGUUAAUGCCAGGCUCUCGAGAAGUUCAGCUUUGGCUUCCAAGGCAACAGGGUAUCCAUUAGCGUUUAUUGCUGCCAAAAUUGCCUUGGGGAUCCCUUUGCCAGAAAUCAAGAAUGUGGUGACAGGAAAAACUUCUGCCUGCUUUGAGCCCAGCCUGGAUUAUGUUGUUACCAAGAUACCCCGCUGGGAUUUGGACCGUUUUCAGCAUAUGUCCAACCAGAUUGGAAGUUCCAUGAAGAGUGUGGGAGAGGUCAUGGCUAUUGGACGUACUUUUGAAGAGAGCUUCCAAAAGGCCCUAAGAAUGUGCCACCCCUCUGUAGAUGGCUUCACUUCGCAUCUGCCUGUGAAUAAAGCCUGGCCAGCUGUUGUAGAUCUCCAGAAGGAUCUCUCUGAGCCAUCCAGCACACGAAUAUAUGCAAUAGGCAAGGCAUUGGAUAAUGAAGUCCCAGUGGAUGUCAUUCACAAACUCACAGCCAUUGACAAGUGGUUCCUGUAUAAGAUGCGUGGCAUUGUGAACAUGGAGAAAAUCCUGAAGGAAGUGAACAGUGAAACAGUUCCAGAAGAGACACUGAGGAGAGCCAAACAGAUCGGGUUCUCAGACAAACAGAUUGGGAAAUGCCUGAAGCUGACUGAAGUCGAGUGCCGUCAGCUGAGACUGAGGAAGGAUAUAGUGCCCUGGGUGAAACAGAUUGACACACUGGCAGCAGAAUACCCAGCUGUAACUAAUUACCUCUACAUCACCUACAAUGGGCAGGAACAUGAUGUAAAAUUUGAUGACUGUGGGGUGAUGGUGUUGGGCUGUGGACCAUAUCACAUAGGCAGCAGCGUGGAGUUUGAUUGGUGUGCUGUCUCCAGUAUCCGCACACUGCGUCAGCUUGGCAACAAGACUGUCGUCGUGAAUUGCAACCCAGAGACAGUGAGCACAGAUUUUGAUGAGUGUGACAGACUGUACUUUGAGGAGCUGUCACUGGAAAGGAUCCUGGACAUCUACCAAUAUGAGGGAUGCAGUGGUUGCAUUAUUUCUGUAGGAGGGCAGAUUCCCAAUAACUUGGCAGUUCCACUGCACCAGAGCGGAGUGAAGAUCCUUGGCACAAAUCCUUUGCAGAUUGACCAAGCAGAAGAUCGCUCUGUAUUUUCAGCUGUUCUGGAUGAGCUGCAUGUGGCCCAGGCUCCCUGGAAGGCAGUCAGCACACUGAGAGAUGCAGUUGAAUUUGCAAGCUCUGUGAGUUACCCAUGUUUGCUGAGGCCUUCCUAUGUUCUGAGUGGAUCCGCAAUGAAUGUUGUAUUCACUGAAGAGGAAAUGAAGAAGUUCUUAGCAAAAGCCACCAGAGUCUCUCAGGAUCACCCCGUGGUACUCACAAAAUUCAUUGAAGAUGCCCGCGAGGUGGAAAUGGAUGCUGUAGCUAAGGCAGGAAAAGUUAUUUCACAUGCUAUUUCAGAGCAUGUGGAAGAUGCAGGUGUUCACUCUGGAGAUGCCACCCUCAUGUUACCCACACAGACUAUUAGCCAGGGAGCCUUGGAGAAGGUAAAAGCUGCUACAAAAAAGAUUGCAAAUGCCUUUGCCAUCUCUGGUCCAUUCAACAUUCAGUUCUUGGUGCGAGGCAAUGAUGUGCUGGUGAUAGAGUGCAACUUGCGGGCUUCACGUUCCUUCCCUUUUGUAUCCAAGACGUUGGGUGUGGACUUCAUUGAUGUGGCCACAAAAGUGAUGAUUGGAAAAGAGAUUAAUGAGUCAUCCCUCCCCACAUUGGAACAUCCCAUUGUUCCAUCCAAAUAUGUCGGGAUUAAGGCUCCAAUGUUUUCUUGGUCCCGGCUGAGAGAUGCUGACCCUGUUCUCCGAUGUGAAAUGGCCUCUACUGGGGAGGUCGCAUGCUUUGGGGAGGAUGUGUAUUCUGCCUUCCAGAAGGCUAUGCUUGCCACUGGGUUUACAUUCCCUAAGGAAGGAAUUUUGAUUGGAAUCCAGAAGUCCUUCCGCCCCAGAUUCCUCAGUGUAGCGGAGCUGCUGCAUAAGGAAGGCUUUAAGCUUUAUGCCACAGAAGCAACCUCAGAGUGGCUCAAUGCUAAUGGUAUCCCAGCAAUUCCUGUGGCAUGGCCAUCACAAGAAAGCCAGAGUCCAAGCCUCCCUCCGGUCAGGAGGCUGGUAAGGGAUAGGAAAAUAGAUCUGGUCAUUAACCUGCCUAACAGCAACACCAAGUUUGUCCAUGAUAAUUAUGUGAUCCGGAGGAUGGCUAUCGACAGCGGGAUUCCUCUGCUCACUAAUUUCCAGGUGACAAAGCUUUUUGCUGAAGCUGUCAAAUACUCUGGGAAAUUGGACUCCAGGAGUCUCUUCCACUACAGACAGUUUGAAAAUGGAAGUACUGCAUAGAAGAACUAUCUCCAACCUUCAGUCUUACUGCUUCUGGCACCACAAAACAGAGGGGUUCUCACAUCAGUCAUGUAACUGAUAAUACAUAAUACAUAACCAUGUAUUUUAUACCAUCUGUGCUGAUUGUAUUUCCACCUCACAUAAGUAAUUCCUAGCCAAUACUUCAGAUGGCUCAGUGGAAAGCCAUCCUCUACGCAGCCGCUCCAUCAUCUUCUUCCCAUUUCCACAGAGGAUCAGGUAUUAAUUACUUGCUAGGUCCAGUCACCACCAUAGGAGAGGAGAUGAAAGGAGAUACAAAUGAUACUACAUGGGCUUGGUUCCUUCUUUUCAUAACCAAGACUGCUCCUCCUUAGAAAUGCCUUCCUUGGGCCUGAACUCCCAGCUAUUCUCAUGCUGGACUACUAGAGCCUGGCCCCAAACUCCCAUAGAAAGACACGUAUUUUUCCCUUUCCAUUGCUGAUUAUUGAGGAUGUUACGACUUUAUGUAACAAACAGUCUGCUGUUUGAUCCACCCAGUGGUACCAUGGAUACCUGCCACAAUGAUAUAUGAUAGGAGCUCUUUAAAGGCAGGGGAACAGGAAUUCCCCAUGACUCCCUACAACAGCUGACAGACUUUAUGCAGCUAUGUUUUGCUUGGUUUGUAACCGUGGCCAAGAAUCAUCAUCUUCAGCCUAUAGAUUUGAUAGAGAAGAAGGCUGUUAUGUGUGUGUCUUGGAAUUGCUUCCAAGUUCUGCUCAAUCCUUCAGGCUGUCGUUACCAUUAUUAAUUCUGUUUCUGAAUUCAGGUAGCUCUCUCUGUAUCAUAAAGGCUGUUUCAGCUUUGUAUCAGGCUCCAGAAGUGGAGAACUCCCCCCAGACUUCUGUGUGUGGCUGUCCACCAUUUUGUCAUGACAUGGGAGCUGGGUACCACCCAGCAGUGCUUUUUCUGAAGCUAUCAGCUCUGAAAGCAUCAUAGAAUACCAGGUUAGAGGGGACCCUAAGGAUCAUCUGGUCCAACCUUUCUUGGCAAAGCAUGAGCUAGACUCGAUGUCCCAGCAUCCUGUCCAGCUGAAUCCUGAGUGAGCAGAGGCUAUGAUGCCUUUGGGUACCAUGGGGCUCUCUGAAAAAUAGGUGCUAAGUGCCAAGACCAAAUUUUGAACCAGGUGUGGACUUCAAUUCUGAUGUGGUUGAUAUCCCAAGUGCUCUUGUCAUGGGCAUUGCUUCAGUACUAACUCUUGUGGUGAACACAGCCCUGCCUGCCAUGCGCAGAGCUUUGCACUGUUAGAGGUGUUACUGAAAAAAACAAAACAAACACACAAAACCCCAACAACAAAAAAAAAACAAACCAAAACCCAUGCUUUGGGCAGAGGAGCCCAAAGCCAUCAGUGUUCACCCGUUCAGUUGUGAAAUGCAUGUCUAAUGGUGGUUGGAGAAGCAGCAUGGAAGUGCAUCCUGCAUGUUAUUUUCAGUGGCAAAAAUCCCACUAACAGCUGGUGUCAUCUUACAGCCCCCCACCCUGCUUUAUCUCUAGGAGUGGAGAAAACAACAGUGCAACACAUCAGAAUUCUCUUGUUCUUCCUCUUCUAUUUUGUCACUUCUCUUGUGAGCUGAAAAUGAAAUAAAUGCCUUGGAUU